CCAUUGGCUGCAUUGAAACUCACCCAAUCAGCGCACAGAGUACACUAUAAAGGAGCGCUACGGCCCCCAUGUUGCGUUAUUUUGAAUCGGUUUAGGAUUGAGAGUUUGAGCUUGUGAUCAUGUCCGGCAGAGGGAAACAAGGCGGCAAAACCCGCGCUAAGGCCAAGACCCGCUCAUCCCGGGCUGGGCUGCAGUUCCCAGUUGGCCGAGUUCACCGCUUGCUGAGGAAAGGCAAUUAUGCCGAGCGGGUCGGGGCCGGAGCUCCGGUCUAUCUGGCCGCAGUACUCGAGUACCUGACCGCUGAGAUCCUGGAGUUGGCCGGGAACGCUGCCCGGGAUAACAAGAAGACCCGUAUCAUCCCCAGGCACCUGCAGCUCGCUGUGCGCAAUGAUGAGGAGCUGAACAAACUGCUCGGAGGGGUCACUAUCGCUCAGGGCGGGGUCCUGCCCAACAUCCAGUCCGUGCUGCUGCCCAAGAAAGCCGAGAGCUCCAAGGCGGCCAAGGGCAAGUAACGCUCCGAAACGCCGAGUAAAUCUCUAUAGAGAAACCCAAAGGCUCUUCUCAGAGCCGCC
Molecule: messenger RNA, 572 nt
Organism: Xenopus tropicalis (tropical clawed frog)
Lineage: Eukaryota; Metazoa; Chordata; Amphibia; Anura; Pipidae
Product: histone H2A type 1
Exons: 1
Coding region: 120-512 (130 amino acids)
Cellular component (GO): chromosome; nucleus; nucleosome
Molecular function (GO): protein heterodimerization activity; DNA binding; structural constituent of chromatin
Source: RefSeq, a predicted model, not a curated record